Messenger RNA from Akanthomyces muscarius, 780 nucleotides. RefSeq lists its product as uncharacterized. The transcript is spliced from 3 exons. The coding region runs from base 1 to 780 and encodes 259 amino acids. Gene Ontology annotation, biological process: RNA processing; mitochondrial translation. Lineage: Eukaryota; Fungi; Ascomycota; Sordariomycetes; Hypocreales; Cordycipitaceae. The record is from RefSeq and is a predicted model, not a curated record. Gene Ontology annotation, molecular function: ribonuclease III activity; structural constituent of ribosome. Gene Ontology annotation, cellular component: mitochondrial large ribosomal subunit.
AUGGCCCUACAACCGUGCCGCACAAGUCUGCUGCGCAGUCGGCAGGCCGCGCGCGCGUUCCUCCCCUGCGCGCGCUCAUACGCCACUACAGCGGCAGAGACCCCCGAGUCGUUUAAAAUUUCCGAGUCGCCGGCGUCCAAGACGACCUCCUCAUCGUCAUCGCCCCGAUGGAGCCACACGCCCGCGGGCAUGAAGGCGCCGCUGCAGAUGGACUUUGCCAAGAACCCGCGGAACAAGGUAUGGGCGGUCAACAACGACCCUGCGCGGCUGGACCAAAUGUACGAGAGGCUGCUCGGCCAGGGGGGCAGCAAGAUGCUCCCCGACGAGCUCAAGUGGCUGGCGGUCACGCACAAGAGCUUCGACCAAGGGCGCAGAGGCUUCAACGAUCGAUUGGCGCUGGUCGGUCGCAUGGCGCUCGAUGUAGAGGCCGUCAAGGACAUUGUCAGCAAGCCGGCGAACCCCAAGGCGCAGCAGACGGACGAGUUUGACAGACGAGCGUUUGAGCACCCCAAGCUCACGCCCGUGGACAACCUGAACGUCCAGGACGCGCGCGAUGUUGUCGGCAAGGAGCAGCUGGCUGCGCUGGCCAGAUCGGUUGGUCUGGACAACACUGUGCGGUGGAAGCCUCGCUCGGUCGACAAUCUCGAGUCGAGCGGUGUGGAGGUUGUCCUGACUGGUGCCGUCAUGGCCAUUGUCGGCGCCAUCACGCUGCAACACGGCGGUGCCGUGGCAACGCAGGUCAUCCGCGAGCGCAUCCUCGCGAGAAUUAACAAAAACUAA